AAAACUAGAACUUUGCGUGCUCAGCUAGUUUUUAAUAAAGGAAAUAACAAUAAAUAAUUAAUGCGUAAAUAAUAAACGUAUAAAUAACAAAAAAAACGGUGAAUUUCGAAAUUCACAUAAAUCAAUUCGUUCGCUACGAUGCCCGAACUAGCCAAUAUAAACGUAGUCCAAUUCCAAACACACGCCCAACUGUCAACGCCAAACGCAGCUCUAUUUUUUUAUUGUGAAUAGGUUCCCCGUUUCGCGCUGCAAUUGGCUCGGUACGCGAAGAAAAACGCACGGCAUAUACGCGUGCGAGUGCAAGAACUAGAUUACGAAUUCGCCCUGCUAGCUAGCGCACGGAUCAUAAGUGCAUACGUCUCGGGAAAAGCCAAACCCGUCCAUUGAUUGAUUCACCGUGGAAAGGCAAGCGCAACGGGACGCAGGGUGUGAGGAAGACAUCAACAAAAAAUCCCGUGACCGUGAACGGCCGUGAUCCAGCGUUUCAUUGUCUCUAGAACAAGCUUUAAACACGAAAAUUCGUAGCUGCUCAUCCAUUCAUCGUAACAAUCGGUUCGUACGUUUCACAGGCGGAUGCAUUUUUAGUGUUGCAAAACUGGUGCUGCAGUGAUUUGUCCGUAUUUUUCCAACUCGCAACGCGAAAGGUGAACAAGUGCUUGAAGUUCAAAUCACAGCAACCUGUUUUUCCCUCCCGUUGCCCGCCCACUCGCGCUUACGUUUGUCAUCCCCCUCCACCCGUUAGGGGUAGGGCGUUAGGGUGGGUGAUGAAGCGAGUGCCACCGGGAAAGCGCGAAAACCAUCGAUAGUGAAAAUGAUAGUGAGCGCAAUGAUGCUGGCCGUGUUUUCCGCUGCUACUACUGUUCGCUGCCGUAAUACCGUCGUUGUCACCCCAACCGUGCACCAUCGUUACCGAUGAGCGGGGGAAAAGCGCUCGAAGAAAAGCUCGAGGUUGAACGAUAGCAUCCUCGUUCGGUCGCGGUUGCAUCGACGGUCCGUUUUCGUCGUCGACUGUUCUCAUCAACCAUCGUAGCAAUCGCGGUGUGGUGCCUUGUUGGUGUGCUGUGUCGUUACGAGCGCGGUGUGGAAAAGCCGAAAAGUGAAGGAAAAGAAAAAAAGGUCGGUGUUUCAUCUGUGUCGAAAGGUGUGAUGGGAGCAACGAUAGCAUAAAAGCAAAUAAAUGGUUCAUGUAUCCGUGCUGAUGAAGGUGACGGUGCUGUGAAGUGCAGUGAAAAUCGGCUAAAUAGAGAAAUCCCCGAAAGCGCAACGAAGCAGCGUAGAGUGAAGGCAGCAUAAUUUUUUUUUGGGGGGCAAAACCUCAACACUACACGCCACAUAGCGGUCGCAUUCGGUUGCGGCACUAUGCAGUGCCUAACGGGGCGUCCGGAUUUCCACCGAGGGCAUCACCACCGUCAACAACAACCACAACAGUAUCCGUGCGCGGCGGCCUCAUUCGCAGAGCCUCAUUAAAAAAGGAAGGACUCUUUCUGUGCUCAGUUAAAGAAAUCAUUGCUUUGCGAACUACAACACUUACUACGAGAGAGAGAGAGAGAGAGAUAGCGAGAGCAAUAGAAAAAGAAAAUAAAUCAAAAGCUUGGCAAGGAUACACAGAACUACAGUAGCAAACAGCAGACAGGUGGGAAAAGCAGGAACAAUGAGAACGAAACCAUUCCUGCUGAUACUGACGUGCGUGCUUAUGACCACCUUUCUACUGAUCCUGUUUGGUUCCGCCGGUCAGCAGAAUGAUUCGUUGAAAAACAUCGUCACCCAGACGCAUCAGCAAUUUCGCAACUUUAAGAAAAAUCUCCGUGAAUCAAACGCCGACCUACGGCCAGAAGUCGACCCGAAGUAUCUGGCCCAGCUUGGCUUUACGCAACCGCUCUACAAUGCUAGCCAGCGGGCAAAUUUCACCAUCGUCACAUACGCCCUGCCGGGCGAUAUCGCGUCAGCACUGCUGUACGUUCAGAAUGUCGCUAUGAAAUUUCCCGCCCAGCCACUGCUGGUGUACGAUCUCGGACUGGCUGAGUCGGAUCUGCACAUGCUGCAGGGUUCCUGCAACAGUACCUCGACCACACACUGCACUGUGAUACCGUACGAUCUGAGCAAGCUGCCGGCCCAUGUCGCCGACAGGAGUAUGCACGCAUUUCGGCCGAUCAUCAUUCACGAUGCGUUGGCCCGGUCCAAGCUGAUCCUGUUCACGGAGAACAGCGUACGGCUGAAGGGCAGCAACACUGCGCGAGAGUUCGAGGACGUACGGUUGCGGGCGGAAAAUAGUAGCUCCGGUGUGCUCGGAUGCGCAACGAAACAACCCGUCACAAGCCGAACACAUCCGAAGAUGUUUGAGUACUUCGAGAUUGCUGUCGAUAACUUCUACUUUCUGCCGAUGAUGUCGCUCGAGUUUCUUUUCUUCAAGGAUAGCGCGACGGUAAACGACAAGGUGCUGCUACCAUGGGUACGCUGUGCGCUUACCUUGGAGUGCCUGCAUCCGAUCGGAGCACAAACUGGUGGCUGCAAGUACAACAAGAAACCGCUCUAUCGAUACUCGGGAUGCCACGAGUAUGACACGUGUGCGUUCAACAUCAUUCUCGGCAUGACGUUCGGGUACGACGAAAGUAACUACUCCAACCAGGAACUGGCCAAUCUGUACUAUCUGGAAACGCUCGAGCAAGCGACAAAGAUACUGGAAAAUCGACGUAAAAACAUUAGCGACACCUCGGAACAUCCGUUUACGGAGGAUUAAGUGGGUCGCGCACAAAUACUUCGGCAAUUCCUCGAAUGUUUGUUUUCAGGCAUUUUGUUUCCUCCUCGCUCCUCCAAACAAGUCGUGCGCCCCCUCACAGCAGUGUAUUUCCUUUCACCGCAAUACAUUUUUUGCGGGGAAAUGUUGUGGAUCGCACCGCAGAAGAACAAGAAGUUUCCCAAGGAAAUGUAGACACUGUAAGAAUAGAGAGCAAAGGAAGAAAUGGUGGCGAAAAUGCUCUGCCGGAAAAUAAGUAUUAUUUGCGAAAGAGCAAAACGAGCAAAAAGGGCAAAUUGCGUCACUCACGUGAUGCCAGUACAUAACGAUGUGUGGUCCAGGACUCUGUAUAUACGUUCCAAGCACAACAGAAUGCAUGUAUUCAUUAACGUUGCACAUAUUACUUUAUAUGGUCAGCUUAAAACAAAGAUGGGAUAAAUUAGUCCUGGUAACCAUUUUUUGUGCUUAGUUUUGUGUGUUUUUUUUGUUUGUUCUAAGCAAGCGAUAAACUUUUUUUUCCCUGUUUUAUCGUUAUUAUAAAACGAACGUUCAUUUAGCCUGCAGUUAAUUUUCUCUUAGACAUCUGUUAACUGUGUGCUAUCGUUUGUAUACUCAAUAUCGUGCUUGGUUAUAUUUUUUGGGUGAGCUCUAGAAGUUAAUAGGAUGAUGAGUAGUAAAGAAGGAAGUUUGCAAAGCAAAGGGACGGAAACACAAUAGAUAGGAAUUCUCUCGCACACGGGUGGCAUAUAGAACCAAUCGGAAAGCGGCGUAGUUCAGUGGUAGAGCAGAUUGAUUCUGUGCAGUUGUGAUCAAACAAUCGAAUGGCCAAGGUUUUUAGGUUUAGAGUAAGGUACACGGGUGUUUUUGUUUUCGUUCGUUCUUCUCUGGUCGUAACAUGAAUUUGUGCCGUCUUAUUUUCGUCCCCCAAAAUUGGUGUGCUGUGCGUCCCCAUACGUAGGCAGAUUAUCAUUUUUGCGGCUUGUGAAUGUAUAUAAUUGGCCGCCAUUUGAAUGGGUUUUAAUGUUAAGCGCUUAGUUCUUACUAGCCUGUAUAUGCUUUGUAUAUACCUUGUACGCUUGGUUACAAUGAACUCGUUUACUCACACACUAACGAAUAAGGGCAGCAUUACACGUGUAAAACGCGAUACGCGGUAAUUAAACUAUAUAAUAAGCAAUGGAAAUGUAAAGCGAGUGAGUGAAAGUGUGAACGAUCGUACGUAACAAACCGUAAUUCGGAAUCGUUCACUUGUGCUGCGGCACACGCGCACGAUAAAGGUAUGAAAGCGACAACAUAUUGCAUGGGAAACGGGGAUACAUUCGAGCAAAUGUAUUGUGAAUUUACUACUACCACACCUAGGGCCAAAAAAGCACUUGUACGGUUUUUUUUUCUUUUAUCAAAAAGUUUAAACAAUGGCAGAUUUUUUAAUGCAAAAAUGGCUUCAAACAUUUGUCAGGU
This is a messenger RNA of Anopheles funestus (African malaria mosquito), 4189 nucleotides long. RefSeq lists its product as uncharacterized. The coding region runs from base 1652 to 2737 and encodes 361 amino acids. The record is from RefSeq and is a predicted model, not a curated record. Lineage: Eukaryota; Metazoa; Arthropoda; Insecta; Diptera; Culicidae. The transcript is spliced from 4 exons.